AUGCGUGGAAGUUUGAAUAUUUUGAAAAGAAAAUGCAAAUGAUGGGAACGUUUAUUUUUUCAGAAGAUCGAUUGAAGACGAAAGCGCUGGACAAGAAAUGUCAGCUGUUGGUACAGGAAAACGAGAAACUGAUGGAGAAGCUAUGCGAAUUGGAAAUGCAGCGCGGCGAGGAGGAUAUCCAGGCCAAGCUCAAGAAUCAGAUCGAAGAAGUGAAAAUCGGCAUUUUCCGUUGUUUCCUAUUGUCCUUUGUUUAGCUCAACCAGCGUAUCAAUGAUGAGAAGAGUAGGAGUAUUGCAUUGCAAGUGGCUAAGGAGAAAGUGGAAGAAGGUCUGAAGCCUCUAGAAAGUCAUUCGUAUAUCAAUAAUUUCAAGAGUUGGCCCGCGAAAAGCUCAGCUUCGAAAAUCAGGUCAUAGCUCUGCAACAGGCCCCUCAACGUAGGAAAUCGAACAGAGAAGAGGAUUUAUUUCUGAUUUUUUUUUAGAUGUUGUUGAGCCUGAAGCUCCUGACUAUCUGAUCAGAGAAAUUGAACAUCUUCGUGAGAAACUCAGCACGGCGAUUCGCGAGGCUGAAGAUCUGCGAGCCGAGAACUUCGACCUGCAAAUGAGCAAAGCUUCUACCGCUCCCAAAGAGUCUGAAAUGCCUUAAAACUAGUAGAUGAAGAAAUUUAUCUUUUUAGAACUCCCAAGGACGAGGAUUACAGUGAAGAAGUUGUUCGUGAGGUAUACUGUAGAGCGAAACACUUUCAAACUUUCAAACUUUUAGAUUAAAGCAAAGCUUGAAGCGGUGACGGAAGAACUCAGUGAGUCUUUGGAAGCCGUGGAGUCUUUGAAAAAAGAGAAACAGGCGAUAAGGUACUCAAAAACUGUUUGGAUAAAAGAGAAAAAGGAAUUUCCAGAGUUGAGUUGGAUAAUGCCCGAUUGAGCAUUUCUGAAACCAAAGAAGUUCGCGAGCAGGUGAUCCGACUCAAGGAAGAGGUUCGUUUUGAUUCACAAUUUUUUCAAAAUUCAUUUGAAGACUAUCGUCUUAAAAAAGGCGCCCAAAACUUCAUAAGACAUAUACAUGGGUUUUUUUUUCAGCUGGAUCAAGAAAGAGAAACUGGCAGACAGAACUGGGAAGAAGCUUGCAAAAGAAUGGCGAUUCCUGACGCGAACAGCCGCAAAAAUUCGAUCGAAGUCCAGUACCAACAGUACACGAUUGCCUUCGAAGAAAAGAUUGAGGCGCUCCAAAAGGCAUUGGAAGACGCCAAGGGCACCAUUGCUCAGGACAAGGAGGUUUUUCUCAUUUUAUGAAGCAAUAAAAGAUUUUUUUCCAGGAAAAGAAGAAGCUGAAAGCGGCUCUCCGGCAGUUGCGCGACAAGAAGGAAGUGAAAGAAGAGCCAAAAGUCGAGAAACUGGAGGUCCAGCUUCAGCAAGCUGCUCCAGCUCCAGAUCAAAGUCAGGCUGAUGCUGUGGAAAUGAAGCGGCAAAUCGAUGUAAAUUUUCCCUUUUCUCGGACAGUCUCACAUUUGAGAAACAUUUUAUCAAACUAGCGGCUUAUAGAAGGAUAAUUGGUAUAAAUAAAAGUCUUUUUUAUAGGAACUUCAAUUGGAAGCGAAACUUUCUGGAGAAUUGAACGUCGAACUCGGCAGAGCGAUGCUCGAGAUGGAAAAGAAGAUAGAUCUGAUGAGACUGGAAAACGAUUCGCAAAAACGGGAAGAAGAGACGACGGUGAUGGAGCUCAGACUGCACGAGAUGAUGGUCCAGGAGCUGUCUGAAGAAAUCGAGAAUUUGAAGGCCUCUCUGGCUCAAAGUUCCGCUCCGAAUGCUUGUGAACGAUGUGAGACCUUCGGAGAAAUCAUCGAAAACCUGCGACAGGAGAAUAAAUCUCUGAAAGCGGAACUUGACCGGGUCCGUCAGCAGAUGGAGGGGCUUGGCGUGGAGCGAGUCUCCGAAAGAGAAGAGCUCGAUUCGAUGCACGACGUAGAGGUCCGAAGGCUGUGCACGGCGAUCGAAGACGCCAGGAGAGAGGUCUCCGACUUGGAGCAGAAGCUUCUCCUCAAUGAGGAGGCCUUGCAGAAGAGUCUGACCACCUCCAAACAGUAUUCUCACCAGGUGCGGCUUAUGAAAGUAUCUAUCUUUUUGGAAACUUUUCAACAUUUUUGCUCAAAUUUUAUGACGAAAGUAGCGUUUGUUCAAUGCUUUUCCAUUAACUUUCCACUAUAUAAAAAUAUUUCAGCUUGUUUAUUCUUUAAAGGUUAGCCAAAAAAAAAUUGAAUUCAUUUGUUUUCCAAUUUUUUUUUUAUCAAAAUGCAGUUUCACUUAUUUUUCGCCGGCAAAAUGAUGGAGGGUGAAUUGUUCAUGAUUUUUUUUCAGAGUACCACAACGGACGAGUCGUCGGUGGUUAGCAACGACAACGUCACUAGAGGAUUCUAUUCUGACGACGAGCCUACAACUUCUCAAGAUGAUCAGAAUCGUCUGAUUGAGGAAAACGCGAUUCUCAGAGAGUGUAUCGACGAGUCGAACAAGGCUCAAGGCGGCAUGUCACAGGUAGAAAUCAAAAGAAAAUAUUUCUUUUAAAGUAUACGUUUUACGUCUACGAAGAUAAUGUACGAAAUUUUAAGAUUAUUGUAGAACUCGAAAAAUUUGCAAUCAAAGGUUUAGUUGUUUAAAUAAUGGUUUCUUAUCAUAAAAAUGCUCGUUUUUUAUUUUUAUUUUUUGAGCUGUAUUUCCUCCUUUUUCAGGACAUUGCCAAACUUCUCGAACUGAAGGAAGAACUAGAAACAGCGGUAAAUGCCCUAAAAGCUGAAGUUUGGUCGCUCAAUGGACAACUCAAAUCGGUUAGACUUUAGAUUCCAAAUUUCAUAUCAACACUAUUCUUUGUUCAGCAUUUGAUCGAUAGAGAGAACUUGGAAGACCGGCUCUGCGACUUAGAAGAUCGUGUUGAAAAAGAGAAAAAGAGAGCCGAUGGACUGGAUGUCGAGCUGCAAGAACAGGCAACUGCCUACCCGUAGAGAAAACGAACUUUAUAAUUUUACAGGUCGAACUUACUGAAAAAGCACAGCAAAGGGCAGCCCAGGCAGAAAAUGAAUCGAAUAGAAGAUUGGCUGAAUGUUUGGAGAUGGAAAAUCGGCGGUUUUCCUUCUUCGAGAAUCUCCAUCAUCCAUAUUUUCAGAGAAGAGAUUGAAAAAGCGUACGCGAGCCUUUCUGAGUACUACAAUCAACUUCAGUCGGCCUACAACGUGAUUUACGCGAAAGUUCAUACUCAGCAACAGGAGGUCAGGCAAAAACCUGUCAGAGUUAACUGAAAGGAAAAUUGAAAAUAGCUGAAAAAAGUUAUUUGUUGCUAAUUCACUUCUAAAAUUUUGAUUUAGAAAUUUUUAAGUCUAUUAAAAACAGCUUCCUUCCAAUUUUUUUCUUUCCAGCAACUUCUUCAAUCGGCGCCACAACAGCUAACCUUGGACGAUUCUGAACUUGUUCCCAUCCUCCUCGAGUUGAUGACUGUUCUGGAAAUUGACUCCGACUCAGCCCAAGGCACAACUGAACGGCUUCAACUCGUUGUGCAAAAAGUCAAGAGUGUGCUCAAUGAAGUCGCGGAGUACCGCAGUGCUUUGGCCGAGCAGAAGAGAAUCAGCGAGGCGAUCCAGGACCGCUUGGAGACGUUGGAAGCUGAGGUGGAGCGAGGUGCGACGGCGUCGUCGAAGGAGCGGAUCCAAGAACUCGAGGGAGAGAUCGAAUGGAAGCAGGAGGAGUGCGUGUCUCUCAAGAGAAGGAUCAGCGAGAUGGAGAAGGCGCUCGACGUCCUGGCCGUCAAGGGAAAUGAAGAUGAAGGUUCGUACUUGGAAAAUGGGAUGGAAGGUGUUUGAGAAGAGUUUGGAGAUGAAAUAGAACAGAGGAUUCAAAAAAUUACGGUUGAGAAAAGGUGGAAAAGCUUUUUUGAAGAGGCUUAUGAGGUCUAACCAGAGAUCUAUUGUUUUGCAUAAGAACUAAAAUAUAUUUAAUUUAUCAUUAUAACUAGAAUAGGACUGCGACUAUCUAGUCAGUCAGCUCAGAAGAGAGCGUGAAAGAAAUUUUCAAAUAAUCGAACGCUCUAUCGUCGCUAUUCCAGCUUCUCUCAGAAAAAUUUAUUUAUUUAUGUUUUUUGACAAGCUUUUUCCUCUUCUCGUACAACUUCUAUAGAAAAAGCGGCUUUGAGGAGCUUGGAUGCUUUGAAAUAAUGCUUUCGCUUGUCCUUUUACACUAUCCUGAUGGUAGAUAGUCUUGGUGUGGCUUUUCCUGUGUUUCUGUGUGUGAAUUUAUCGGCAUCGGGAAAGCCGACUGCGUUCGCUAGCCGAUCUGGCGCGCAUUACAGCUGCAACCGCUAGUCGACUCGGAAUGGAACUCGCGAUUUUAGCUGCGAAGCUCGCCACCCGUCAGGCUGACGUCGAUUCCUUGUUCCGCACCAACGCCGAACUGGCCCAUACCAACGUGCGGCUGCAGAACGAAGUCGACGAGAAGGACGAGGUGAGACUGACCGCUGAACGACGGCAUCAAGAAGUACUGCGAGUCUAGUGGUUGAGAGGAAACUUGGGUUUCAGGAGCUCCUGGCUCUGCGGAAUGAGAUUGCUGAGCUCGAAGACAAAGUCCGCGAUCUUCAGGUCAAACUGACGGAGAGCCAUUCAACUGAUGUCAGCUCAGACGAACAAAAGGUUUUUUGAAGAAGGAUCUCAGAAACCUGAAUUUUACGAGUAGGACUUGAGAAAAUAUGCACAAAUUUGUUAAAGUUUUAGUGCUUUCUUUGUUCUUUUUGUACCGUUUUUUUUCGAUCUUAAGUUUUCGGUUUCCAGCGACUCCAAGAACUUCUCGACGAGCAAACCAAGGAGAUGUUGGAGAGACAGCGUCAAAAUUCUCUGGUGACCCAAAAAAUUUUUGUUUUAGUCGCAUGCAUUGUUUUCCAGGAAGUCAAAGAACUUCAAAAGAAGAUUGGAACAUUAGAAUCUCAGCUAGCCGAGAGUCAAGCCAAUUCAGCAAGUUUGGAUGAGCAACAGGUUGUAAAAAGCUAUUAACAGUAUUAAAUUGGCUUUUUUUUUUGUAGAGACUUCAAGGAAUUGUUGAAGAAUUGAAAAAAGAAAUGGCCGCGAAGGAAAAUCAAAAUUCUGCGGUAUCGAAGAAAGGAAAAGUGUUGAUGUUAUGAAGAUGAUUGUAGGAAAAAGACGAUUUGGAACAAAAAGUAGAAGAGCUGGAAGAACAAAUCCAUGAUCUUGUGAAGGAUCUUGCGGAUAGUCGCCGGGCUCCCACUGUUUCUCAAGAACAAGAAGUUAGUGAAAAAAAUAUUGAAAACUAAUUAGUUUUUCGAAUUUCUCAGCGACUCCAAACUCUUGUCGAGCAGCAAAAGAAGGAAAUGUUCGCUAGGGAAAGGAAGAGUGCUGUGGUAGGUCUUAAAAUUUUUUUGAUGUUUUAAAUUAUCUCAUCCGUCAGAAGAGUAUUCAAGUGUGUUUUACCAAUGUUUUACGGUAAUUUUAAUAUGUAAUUGAGAAGAAAGACGUUUUCACAAUGAAUCCACUUUCAGGAACUGGAAGAUCUCCAACAGAAGAUUGAAGAACUCGAGGAAUACAUCAGAGACUUGGAAGAAAAGUUGGCCGAAUCUCGUGAAUCUCAGCAGAAAGUCGUCCAUGAAGUUGUUUUCUUCAAUCGAUUGUAUUUUUAUUAUGAAACUCAGACGGCUCAAACUUCGGCGAAAACUGAAGAAGACGACAAUUGGGGAUGGGGCGAAGAUGAGGACAAUGUUGAACAAAAAGUCGAAGAGGACCCUAAGAAAGAAGAACUUGGUCCCUCACUCGAUGAUGAAGUUUGGCCUAAAAAUAAACAUUACAGUCAAAAGGAAAUUUGAGGUGGCUCGUCUGCAACAGAUUGAAAAGAGUUCUGAACCAAAGGAUCAUGAGCUUAGAAGAUCAGCUUCUGGAAGUCGAAGAGAAGUAUCAGGAUGCGGAAGAGUCGCUGAACGAGGAGAAGGAGAAGGUGAGUCCAUAAAAAGUAAUAAAGAUUGAGACACCAUUGAUAAAAGAAUUAUUCACAGCUAGAAAAGGCUUUUUCAGAAAAGAUGAUUUUUUUUUUAAAUUUUUUUCAGUGUGUGUGUGUGUUUUUUUUUCCCAAAUAUGAACAAUUAAUUGGGCAGUAUAAGUUUAGUGGGGAAUUUUUCGGCUGGAGCCAACUCUUUUUCAAGUUUUUGGAGCCUCUUUUAUAUUUUAUUGUUAACGAAAAAAUUCGUAUGUGUUAUUUGUGCUCCUAGAAGGAUACUAGUAGUUUAUUGAAUGAUGAGAAAAAAAAAGUUGAAAAAUAGACUGUGCGUUGCUAGAAAACGUCUCAAAAGACUCGAAAAAGUAAUUCUAUAACGAGUAUAGCUCGUUUCACCUGGAGACGCCAUCUUGUCAUUUUUUUUUUUCUUUUUCCGUACAGAACCUUUCCCUUUGAUGCGCGCGUCCUGUGUCUGUGAAUGCGUCUUUAGUUUGGCCUAAAAUUUCCCGUCUUCGGUAAGUUCAUUAGGUCAAAUAUAAGAGUGGUGCAGUCAAAAAACACACGCGUACCAGAAAACUGAUCGCCAACUGGACUUUCAUCAUUUAUUUGAAUAACUCAGUUGAUUUUCAGAACGCCGCGCUUCAAGAAGAAAAAGAGGGGCUGAGCCGAGACGCUUCUGGUCUCAGAGAAAAGUUUGAAAAAGUACAGAUCAGCUAUCAAUCACAAAUAUAAAAAAAAAUGUUAUUGAUUUUUCAGACUUCAGCGAAUCUAAAUAGAACGGAACAGCGAGCAGAAGAAACUGAAAGGCAUUUGAGGGAAGAGGUUUUUGUUAAAUUAUUGUUUUUGAGGAAUAAUCUAAUUUUCUAGAUCGAGACGGUUACUAAGAAACUCCAGGAACAAGAAAAACUAGAAGAGGUUUCACUUGUUCUUUUACAUAUCCAAAAUGAAAAAUAUAAUAUUGUAGAAUGUUGUUAAUGAACAACAGGCCGAUGCCUGGGACGAUUGGAACGAUCAAGAGGAUCAGAAGCCUUUGGUUUGAGGAUAAACUCGUAAUUCAAAAUAUUUUUCUUGUUUGAGAAACCCGAAGUCAAGGAAGAACCUGCGGACGAGGAUAACUGGGGCUGGGGCGAAGAUGAACCUGCCGAUCCUGUGGAAACGUCAAGUUUGAAUGUUUUUGGCCGUAUUUUAUUGAAGUUUUCAAGAAAAAAGUUCAGAAGGAUGAAGUGGCAGAGUUGAAUGAGCAACUGAGAGAACUGGCCGUAGCUCAGACAAAUCUUGAGGUUUUAAAAAAAAAGAAAGAAAAUUUUUACUUUUCAACUCUCCAGAAAGACCUUCAAGCAAGAGAAGCCUUGAUUUUGACGUUGGAAGAGCAACUCAAAGAGGCCAACGAGAAGUAUCAAACGGUUUGUUAGGUCAUUCCAUUUUCGAAAUACCAUAUCUGUUUAGCUGAACGACACUUUGAACGAGCUGGAGUUGAAGUUUGAACGCAAAGAGCAGGAGUUGGAGGAAUCGGAAAAAAAUGCCCAGAAAGUGAAAAACGAGCUGCUGAAGAUGAGGGAGCAGAGCGACCUUUUGAAAGACUCUGAGGCCCGGUUGUUAGAUCAAGCGGAUGAUUUUGCUACAAACAUGGAGAAGUAACCAAAGUUUUUCGAAGAAAUAUCCGAAAUAUUUCUUAAGAUAUUCAAAUGAAUGUCAGACGUUGCGAAAACAGUUGACAGAAGUAGAAUCGAGGCGAAAUGAGGUCGAUCCGGUGGCUCUGAAAGAGAAAGAAGACGAGGUUCAGCGAUUGAGGUGAUUAGAUCUGUACAAAAAAAAAAAAGAAAAAAUUUGCGCUCCACUGCAAAAUAUUUUUUUUUGGUUUGUGAAAGGAAGAGAAGCGCCUAUCAAUUGUAAUGACGGAUCUCUCAAAAAAGCCUCCUUCGAUAAAGUUUUAGAUUUCCGUGAAAUUGGUCUAAAGUUCAAAAAGCUAUAGUAAUGGUGGUAAGUUGUCAAUUAGAAUUUUCACCAUGUCAAAUUCCCAGUGGAGCGCAAAGCCCCUGCGAAUACUGGCGUUUUUGUCCUCAUCUCGGCUCAAACUUUUCAUAAUUUCAUCACAAUUUUUUGCAGACAUGAGCUCGAGGAAGUCGAAAAAGUUUUGAAGUGUCUUGAGCAGAAACAUGAGGCCGUGUUGCAACAAGAAGAGCAAAUGAAAAAAGAACUGAAAACCUUGAAGGAUCAGAACGACCUUCUGAAAGAUUCGGAAGCAAGGCUCAUCGACCAGGCCGAUGACUAUGCUACUCAUAUGGAGAAGUAACCAAGAUUUCUGAAAUUAUUUUCCAAUUGCUCCUUUAGAUACUCUAAUGAAUGCCAACGUCUGAAGAAACAACUGCAAGAACGUAUGGUUGAUCCGGAGGCUGUCUACGAGAAACAAGUCGAGGUUGAAAUCAAGAGGUACCUCUUGCAGAGUUGCCAAAGAAAUAGAAGCUUUUUUCCAGUCGCAAACUCGAGCAGAUGGAGCAGUUUUUGAAAGAUGCCGAACAGAAACAUGCGGCCGCCUUGAGACAGAAAGAAGCGAAUAUCAGCCAACUUCGACAAGACCAAGGCCUUUUGGAGAGGGAAAUCGAAGAUUUGAAGCUGAGGAUUGAAGUUGUUGAAAAAGUACGUAGAAACAUAUAAAUUGAUGGAAAAUAGUGAAUCUUUGGUUUGAAAUACAGAAAAAGUUUCAGGAGCGCGAUGCAUCCAAGAAGGCUCUAUCGGACCUGAAGUCGAAGAUCGCGGCCAGGUCUCCGGCGGGUUCUCGGCCUUCGACUCCAAGAACAAGACUGGCUCCUCCAGCACGACACCCUGACCCAGUCGCCGAAGUCGCAGAGCCGCCGGCCGAACCUGCCGAGUUCAGAUCUUCGGCCUUUUCGCCAGUCAUUCCACAGGUUUCUUUCUCUUCCCUUACUUGGUUUUGCUCUGGUGUAUGGCUUUGGGAACGGUAGAGAGUAAGGCGACUAGGCUUUCAUCUCAAAAAAGAUAACUUUCUGUCCGUUUUUCACCUUUGUCUCAGCUGGACCACACCAUGCACCUUAGCUCAACUUUCUCAAAACUUUUAGCCUAGGCUAGCCUUUACCGUUUUACAGAGCACCAUGGAGCCAUUAAGACGGAGAACGGCUGCGCAUAAAUAACUUAUCGAUUUUCCAUUUAAUUAUCUUUAUUUCUUCUCGGGUUGAUCCUGGUCUGGUCUGGUCGCCUUAAUUUGAACAUUAGCGGUGCUGCUGCUCUCCCAAAUGAAUUCAUCUGUCAUUCUUUAAACUGUUAUUCUCAUUAUGUACUUAUGUGAUCGCUUGUGAUGAUAAUAGGGUGUAGAUAAACUGUUUACAAUUGGUAAAAUAUGUGUUUGCUUGUGCUAGAAAAAAAAAUGUCAUUUGCUUUGAAAGUUCAGAUACUUUGGCGAAGAAAAUUGCAUGCUUUUUUUUUGCAGAAGCAAGAAAAGAAUUUUUUAGGACUUUUCUGGUUUCUUGGCCGAUACGGACCGGUACCUCGAGUCGCUAGACCGCAUUGACGACUUGGUGGUAGAAGUGAUCGGAGAAAAAGUCAUGGGUCGCAAGAAUAAGAAGAAGAAUGUUCGUUUUUGCUUGCUGUCUUCGUGGCAUUUGCAUGUUUCUUUUUUCAGACAGUGCCAUCGGAUGGAGCCGCAGUAACUCCUUCGACGUCGCAGGUCACUUCGGAAGGAUCUUCGAAUAAUGUUGUCUCAAAAAACGUUUCUGCUGUAGAGUCCAUGCCAUCGCAAGAAGGUCUGAAGUCUGAAAAAAGACGUCUCUGCUGGGUAACGGCAGAUCCGGAAAAGGAAGUUUCGCUUGAGCAAGAACUUCAAUUGCGAAACGACACGCUGUCUAUUAAAGUCGAGGAUUUGAUGAACGAAGUUGAAACUCUCAAAAUUGAAGUCGCAAAAGCUGCUAAAUCUUCCGAGCUGAUGGAAAUGGAGAAGAGAGAGUUGAUCGAUUCUAUCGAAGUCCUACGCAAAGAGAUUGGAGAAGAGAAGCUGACCAGCUACGAGAUCGACCGACAAAGGACUGAGAACGACGAGGUGCAGGACUUGAUGAAGAUGCAGUACGACGAGCUCUCCAAACUCUACGAACAGGCCGUCGCGUCUUUGAAGUCAAAGGAGGAGAAGUGCGACGCUAUCGAAGCUGCGCGACAGGCGCUCGUCGAAGAGAUAGCACAGCUUCGUCUGGGACUGGAAGCCGCGAAAGGCUGGUACGCCGAGAAAUAUUCCAUGAUGGACACGUUGGAGGAGCUCAGAAUUGAGAAAGAAGAGCUGCUCGAUCACAUGGAAGUCUUUGAUCAGAGGGUCUCAUCUGACAAGAAAAAGAAGCAACUGGAAAUUGACAAUCUUCGUGAGGAUCUACGCGUCUUGAAGAAGAACGGCGAGGACCUAGCGCUCAAGCUGACUGAGUCGAAUGAGAAGUACGAAUGUAUUGUCUCUAAACUUGACGCCGAGAAAAAAACUUCCCAACUUAUUAUGGAAAAAAACGCCGAGCUGGAGGUAAUGGUGCAGCGUCUGAAUUCGGACGUCUCUCGUCAAGAAACCGAUUUGGAGACAACCUUAAAGAGCCUGAGCGAGCAGAAAACGCAUCUUGAGGAUUACAAAGUGGAAUCGGAACGUCAAAUCACAGAUCUCGAACAACAGUUGCUAGCUGCAAAUCAGAAAACUGAAGAGUUCGUUUGUGAGCUUUUUCAUAGGAAGUUAUUCGUUUCAGAUUGAUUUCGGAGAAGUCGGAACAGACCGCAAUGAUUCUCGGCUAUCAGGAUUGUCUCAGAGACUGCAACGAUCAGAAGCUGCGGAUCCGCGAGUUGGAGCAGGCGAUCAUCGAGUCAGUUAACGGCGCUUUGAAAUUGAAAAAAGAUGGAUCUUUUUGAAAGGCUAUUUCGCAAGAAUGUGCUAGAAAAACUUUCAAACGUUCUUUUAACAAAAUUUGAAGUUCAGCUGAAUUUUUCCCAAUUUUCAAAUGAAAACAAUUUCUAGUUAGUUCAGAAUUAUCUCGAAAUUCUUCAAAAUGUAUGAGGCUUUCUUCAUUCAAAAAAUGGUUAUAAAUCGUGCUACUGAAUGAAGGCCAAUCAAUGCUGAAUUAGCUAAUCAAACAGAAUUAUCCAUAGUUCAAAGAAAAAAAUUUUUCAGGCAAGAGAAUCGCAAUUCUUAUCUCAAUGCCGAGUUGGAACGAAGCCAGACCAAAAUUAACGUUACCUCUGUUGGAUCAGCUGAUGACGUCAAGGUUCUCGAGAAAGAAUUUCGAUCUUAUUCAGAGAAAUUUAGAUCGAAGAAGAGGUAGUUGAUCAUCUGAAACAGGACAACGUUCGGCUGGAGCGAGAGCUUUUCAGUGCUCACGAAUCUUUGGACAACCUUCAAGUCUGUCGUUAUCAACUGAAAAUGCGUGCAAAUUCUUUUUUUCAGGCGGAAACUUCCGAGUUGCGUCGAGCAGUCGAAAUCAUGAACAUAGCGUCAAUGGAAGCCAGCAACGAGGCCAACAAGUAUGAGGUUUUCCAGAGUAACCUUUCAAGAGUCUCUCCCAGAUUGCGACUUGCUCUGGAAAAGGCGAUGUUCGAGAAAGAACAGGCUCUGAUGGCCAACGACGGCCGCGACGCGACCAACCGAGUUCUGGAGCUGGAGCGCGAGUUGGCUGACGUCAGGGCGGAGUGCAGCGAGAAGAUGAGCGAGAUGAUGGAAGAGCUGCAGACCUGCGAGGAACGUCUUCGUCUGGCCGUCGACUGCGAGAGAUCCGCCAACGAAGCCAAGGAGGAGAUGGAAGCUACGGUUUUCAGAGUUGAUUUGGAUCUAUGAAAGAAAAAUGUUGCAGGCGCUCAACUGGUGCAAUCGAUUCGAGGAGGCGGCGGCUGCGAACGAAGCUCUUGGAAGAGAGAUCGACGAGGUUCAUCAUUUGGAAGCCGCUCUGAGGGGCGUCCGUGAGGAGAACGCCGCCAUGGCAGUGCUGGUAGAUGAUCUGAAGACGGAGAACGGUCGACUCGUGGAGGAAGGACAAGUGUUGAGGCAGCAGGUCUCAAGAGGUCGAAGCUGUUAUGGGAUAUCGGGAAUUCCAGAUCUCGCAAAUGAACGACGUUUUGAAGACGAGGACUGAACGACUUCUGCAAGCUGGCGAGGCCAAGAUGGACCACACCAAGAAGUUUGUCAAAACUACAUCUUCUUCGGCAAAAACAAAUCCCUGUUGAAAUAUAUUCUCUUAUUGCUGCUCUUUCUCUUGAAAAGAUGAUGACGUCCUAAGAAAUUUGAGAAUUUCUUUUAUUGCAUAAAUCUGCAGGCAGUUUUCUCAUAAGACUGAAAAUGUCUUCAUUUUAUAAAUUACUGUUUCAGAAUUGUGGAACUCGAAUCAAAACUGGCUAAUGCGUUGCAAGCACAAACAGCGGAAGAAAAAGUCGAGGAGAGUCCAAAAACCCCGGAAACUCUCGGUAUCAACGUUCCGGAGGUUUUCAAACAAAAAGUCAAAAGUUGUAUUUUGAAGUUUUCAGAAGAAGAAGUCUUGUGAAAUCGUUAUCGAGCCUGAGGAAGACGUUGGCGGCUGGGGUGUGGAUGACGUCGACAGUGAUGAAUUCCUUAAUGUUUGUCUUGAAACAAAAAAACGGCAAAAUGACAAAAUGAUAAUCAUAUCCAGCGGAGGCAAAGAUAGAACGAAGCACCGGAGAGAGAUCUCUCUCUUUUUUUUUCUCACGGUCUCCUCACCAGAGUUUUUCCCCGCGAAAUCGAACUCACUGAACACAUUUUAAUUUUAUAUAUAACACAAAAAUUACUCAUGUUUCAUUGAAUUUUCUUUCCAGAGCUCAUCGAGCGGCCUCAUCGCUGCAACGAGUCCUUUGCCGUCGUUUUUGAGCCGUUUCUCCAGAAGAUUCCGUCUUUGGCAGCACCACCGCAACAUUGCCGUCUUCCCUUACUUCCGCUAUGCUGCCGCCGGAUAUUUCAUUUUCGUCCAUUUCCUUCUCCUUCACUGCUUUUUAUUCUAA
Messenger RNA from Caenorhabditis auriculariae, 12944 nucleotides. The record is from the annotation of a GenBank genome assembly. NCBI's taxonomy places the organism in Eukaryota, Metazoa, Nematoda, Chromadorea, Rhabditida, Rhabditidae.